UUUCUGCUACCGCUGCCAAUUAUGUUGCUCAAAUGAAUAUGCUUCCCAUGCUUAAUGGGGCAAAUUUCAAGCUGUGGAAAGAGAAUGUGGAAAUUGUUCUCGACUGCAUGGAUCUCGACAAUGCACUAAGGACCGAGAAACCCACUUCCACUCAGGAAAAUCCAAACCCGGAUAAAAUUGAGAAGUGGGAACGCUCAAAUCGCAUGUGUCUGAUGAUCAUGAAACGUUACGUUCUGGAGGUGUUUAGGGGCUCGAUUGUUGAGACUACUGAUGCCAAGUUGUUUCUAAAGGAACUCGAGCAAUACUUUGCUCGAAAUGAAAAGGCUGAAAUUGGUCAAACCUUGUCCAAACUCAUAAACAUGAGGCUUUGGUCCCUGACAUUGCUUUAA
Molecule: messenger RNA, 389 nt
Organism: Gastrolobium bilobum
Lineage: Eukaryota; Viridiplantae; Streptophyta; Magnoliopsida; Fabales; Fabaceae
Exons: 2
Source: RefSeq, a predicted model, not a curated record